Engraulis encrasicolus (European anchovy) is the source of this 691-nucleotide messenger RNA. It is a transcript of the gene ttc9b, whose product is annotated as tetratricopeptide repeat domain 9B. The coding region runs from base 4 to 672 and encodes 222 amino acids. Lineage: Eukaryota; Metazoa; Chordata; Actinopteri; Clupeiformes; Engraulidae. The transcript is spliced from 3 exons. Gene Ontology annotation, molecular function: protein binding. The record is from RefSeq and is a predicted model, not a curated record.
GACAUGGAGGCCAAACAACACUCGAUUAAAAGCUUGAAAAGCUACCCCGAGGCCGGUGGCCGGAGUCUAGCGGCGGCCGCAGGUGGAGACGUUGGCACGGGAGGCGGAGGAGGAGGCUACCGUGUUGUCACGGCGGAGAUGGAGAUGGAGACCAAAAUACAGAAAGCCAUUGACUUCAAAGUGGAGGGCCACCGUUGUUACAAAGAAAAGAAAUUUCGGGAAGCCAUCGGGAAGUACCACAGGGCUUUGCUUCAGUUAAAAGGAGUGCAUCUUGUCGAUGGGACCACGGGCUCCGAGGUUAGUCUGCUGAGCCAAGCCGCAGCCAAGCUAACAGAGGAGCAGCGGAAAACCGUGGAAAGCACGGAGAUCGAAUGCUACGACAGCCUGACAGCCUGCCUGCUGCAGUCGGAGCUGGUGAACUACGAGCGUGUGAAGGAGUACUGUCUUAAGGUGCUUGGUCACCAGCAGGACCACUUCAAGGCCAUGUAUCGCGCCGGUAUUGCCUUCUACCACCUGGGCGACUACGAAUGUGCCCUACGCUACUUGCGCGACGCCAAGUGCCGUGAGCCGUCAGACACAAAUGUCCUGCGCUACAUCCAGCUGACGGAGAUGAAGAUGAGCAAGAGUGGCCAGAGGGGAGGAGACAUGUGCGGCAAGGAGGUGUUGGGCUAGCCAGCCAGCACGCGUGGCA